AUGGGUGCGAAGGAAAUAAAUGAUGGUAAAAAAAAGGAUUAUAAAAAAACUAAAGAGAGAAAUAAAAGUUCGUCGUCUCUAAAAGCACGGCCAGGGGCAUUAUCGCGGUUUUUCUUCUGUUGGAUGUUGCCUUUAUUUUAUUAUGGGAAUCGUCGGGAUUUGGAAGAGGAUGAUUUGGUAAAAGCAAAGGAAAUUUAUAACUCUAAACGAGUGGGAGACGAAUUAGAGAGGAAGUGGUUAGAAGAAGAACAAAAAGCGAAAAUGACUGGCGAGAAGCCUUCUUUUAAGAAAGUUCUCUUCAAAACUUUCUUUUGGUCUUUCCUACCGGGUGGAAUUAUGCAGUUUUGCUACGUAGCGUUAAGAACAGGAACACCACUACUUUUUGCGCAGCUGCUUUUGUAUUGGUCACCGGUUGAAACUAUAGACAAGGAGACAGCGACGUACUAUGCCAUCGGUAUGAUCCUAGCCAAUUGGGUGGCAGCCUUCUUUAAUCACCACGGUAAUUUAUACUGUCAGCAGUUCGGAAUGAAACUUCGUGUGGCCACCAGCUCAUUAAUGUUUAGAAAGAUAAUGCGCAUGAACAAUGGGUCGCUUGGUGAGACGACAGCUGGCAAAGUGGUGAACCUGCUUUCUAACGAUCUGCAGCGUUUUGACUUGGCUUUCAUUUUUUUGCACUACAUCUGGAUUAUCCCGCUGCAGCUGACCGCCGUUUGCUACUUAGGUUAUAUGCAGGCGGAGUCAGCUGCACUCAUAGGAUUAGUGGCAUUAAUUUUAAUUGCCGUACCAAUUCAAGGUACUGUUAGUAGAGUACUUGGCAAAGUGCGCAUGCGUACUGCCGAAAAGACGGACGAGAGAAUAAAGGUGAUGAGCGAAGUCAUUAACGGAAUUCAAGUUAUCAAAAUGUACGCGUGGGAAAUUCCAUUCCAAAAGGUCGUUAAAGAAAAACGUGGCAAUGAAAUGAGACAAAUAAGUAUUGCAACCGCACUUAGAGCAAUAUUUUUAGGGUUCAUGAUAUUCACAGAGAGAACAGCGCUCUUCAUUACAAUCCUCACCUUCAUACUGCUCGGCAAUUCUAUGACUGCUAAUGUUAUAUAUCCAUUGCAACAGUUCAUGAACGCAGCUCAAAUUAACAUAACGUUGAUUCUACCCUUGAUCUUAGCCUUCACAGCAGAAUUGUUUGUCUCCCUCGGACGAGUGCAGAACUUCCUUUUAUUAGAAGACCGUCCCGACUUGGUGGCGAGCCAUGCGACCCCAAUACCGAACAUAUUCCGCAACACUGCCAGCUCUAGUGAAAAAGAUAAGUGUGUCAGGCCACUCUCAUACCGCACAAAUUCGAAUGCCUCAUCUGCUAAACGUUUGAGCUUGGAACCGAAAUUUGUAAGAAGCAUAUCACAACCAGGGCCCGACAUUGCAGUGGAGGUGCGCGAUGUCUCUGCCAGUUGGACCGGGGACCCCAACUUUUUGGCUCUCAAAAAUAUCUCUCUAAGGGUGCGAAAGGGCAAGCUGUGUGCUAUUAUUGGAGCUGUUGGCUCGGGAAAAUCGUCUCUUCUCCAACUGCUACUAAAAGAAUUGCCAGCGGCCACCGGCAAUGUUUCAACACAGGGCAGCCUCUCGUACGCCUGUCAGGAACCGUGGCUCUUUCCUAGCACGGUCCGAGAGAACAUUUUAUUUGGACUUCCUUACGAUCAGGCUAAGUAUAGAAAGGUCUGCCGAGUAUGCACUCUGGAGAAGGACUUUUUACAGUUUCCCUACGGAGACCAGACAUUGGUGGGUGAGAGGGGAGUGUCCCUGUCAGGGGGGCAGCGCGCCAGAAUCACUUUAGCGCGUUCCAUCUAUAGAGAAGCUGAUAUAUAUCUGCUGGAUGACCCGUUAUCAGCAGUGGAUGCAAACGUGGGGCGGCUCCUGUUCGAGGGUUGCAUCAACGGUUACCUGCGCGGGCGGACGCGCAUCCUCGUCACGCAUCAGAUACAUUUUCUCAAAGCGGCAGAUUAUAUCAUCGUGCUGAAUGAGGGUCGUGUAGAAAAUAUGGGCACUUUUGACGAGCUCGUAUCUUCUGGAAAGGAAUUUGCUACGAUGCUGACUAGUUUACAAGAAGGCAAGGACAAAGACUCAGAGAGUGUGGGAUCUGCAGCGAGUGUAGAAGACAAACCAACUUUAGUAAGAAGUCAAUCAUCUGCUAACGAAGAGGGAGAAAAUUUACCUCAAUUUGAAGUACAGAAAAUUGCAGCAGAAGAAAGACAAUCAGGCAAUUUGCGAUGGGAGGUGAUAGCAGCGUACUUUCGUGCAGGCGGAAGCAACUUUUUCGUUAUAUUUACGAUUUUAAUGAUUGCAUUGGCAGCAGCGAGUGCCGCAGGUGCAGACUUCUGGGUCAGCUACUGGUCGAAUCAAAUGGCUAUAUACGAAGAGGAAUUAUCCGGUGCUGAUAUGGAUCCUGCAUUAGAUGUGCAAGUAGGAAAGUUCACUACAGGCCAAUACCUGAUUAUUCACGGAUGCAUUAUUAUCAUGUGUAUAUUACUCACGAAUCUGAGAGUUCUUCCUUUUGUCAGACUUUGUGUAUCAGCUUCCAAAAAGCUACACGAUUUAAUGUUCUCCACAAUGAUUAAAGGCAUCAUGAGAUUUUUCGACACAAGCUCUGCAGGUCGAAUUUUAAAUCGUUUUACAAAAGAUAUGGGUGCCCUGGAUGAAAUCUUGCCUAGAACUCUCUUGGACGUAUUUCAAAUUUAUAGCAAUUUGACUGCAGUUUUGGUAUUGAACGCGAUAGCUCUAUAUUGGACUCUGGUCCCAUCUGCGGUUUUGCUCAUCCUGUUCUUUUUGUUCGUAAAAAUUUAUCUGAAAACGGCACAAGGAGUGAAGAGACUCGAAGGCACAACAAAAAGUCCAGUAUUCGGCAUGGUCACGUCUUCCUUGAACGGUAUAGCUACAAUCAGAUCAUUUGGUGCACAGAACAGGCUUAUUGAACAAUUUGAUGAACAUCAGGACUUGCAUACAUCUGCAUGGAAUGGAUAUUUGGGUGGUGGCAGCGCAUUCGGAUUUUAUUUGGACACCAUGUGUUUGGUGUACCUUACCUGCAUCAUAUUCGCUUUUCUUUAUCUUGAUUUUGGAGACGCGAUUCCAGUAGGCAGCGUGGGGUUGGCGGUGACGCAGAGUAAUACACUGACCAUGAUGUUGCAGCACGGCGCGAGAAUGCUUGUCGAAUUCAUAGCACAAUUGACCAGCGUCGAGCGUGUGCUUGAGUACACACAUAUCGAAACCGAGCCAAACCUAUUUAAAGGACAAAUGGAAGUGCCUCCCCAAUGGCCGUCGCAGGGUAAGGUCGAGUUCCAACGAGUGUACAUGAGAUAUGCUCUUGAUGAAUCGCCUGUACUCAAAGACAUGAACAUUAUCGUUGAAAGUGGAUGGAAGGUGGGUAUCGUCGGUAGAACAGGCGCAGGAAAAUCUUCAUUAAUAUCGGCGUUAUUCAGAUUCGCCUACAUUGACGGAUUAAUAUCUAUAGAUGGAGUCGAUACGUCUCUAAUUGGAAGACAGGAGCUCCGAUCGAAAAUUUCAAUUAUACCACAAGAGCCUGUACUAUUCUCUGCGACUAUUCGGUACAAUUUAGAUCCAUUCAAUAUUUAUAGUGACAAUGACCUUUGGCGAGCAUUGGAACAGGUGGAUAUGAAAUUGGCAAUUCCAUCACUAGAUUUUAAAGUGACUGAGGGCGGUUCAAAUUUCUCAGUAGGACAAAGGCAACUGAUGUGUUUAGCGCGCGCCGUGCUCAGGUCUAAUAAAAUACUCAUCAUGGACGAAGCCACCGCUAAUGUCGAUCCUCAGACGGAUAACUUCAUUCAACAGACUAUCAGGCGGCAGUUUUCGUCGUGUACAGUUUUAACGAUAGCUCAUCGUUUGAACACGAUUAUGGACUCGGACCGGGUACUGGUGAUGAGUUCAGGCCAGGUAGCUGAGUUCGAUCAUCCGUACAUACUACUGUCUGAUUCCAACAGCUCAUUCUCAUCGAUGGUCCGAGAGACCGGCGAGAAGACCAGCGCUCAGCUCUUCCAAGUGGCGAAAGACUCGUAUUUUCAAAGUAAUCUAAAAGAAAAUGCCAGAUAGGACAUGUGAUACAUUGCUAAAUCUUAUGUAGUUACUCAUGUUUGAAUCCUUUAAAUUAUUGUUAUUUGAGUUUAAAUAGAUGCUUAAUGGUACUUGUUCCUUUACAACAUUGUUUGCAAUUGAAAACUUAGUUGUAACUUACUGUAAUACCAUAUGCUAAAAUUACUUUAAAUUAAGAAAAUUCAGUAUUAUUCAUGUUGAAUAAAAACUGUACAUAUAUUUAGAUUCAAACUUU
Achroia grisella is the source of this 4324-nucleotide messenger RNA. Its product is annotated as ATP-binding cassette sub-family C member 4-like. The transcript is spliced from 25 exons. The coding region runs from base 1 to 4089 and encodes 1362 amino acids. Gene Ontology annotation, biological process: transmembrane transport. NCBI's taxonomy places the organism in Eukaryota, Metazoa, Arthropoda, Insecta, Lepidoptera, Pyralidae. Gene Ontology annotation, molecular function: ABC-type transporter activity; ATP binding; ATP hydrolysis activity. Gene Ontology annotation, cellular component: membrane. The record is from RefSeq and is a predicted model, not a curated record.